GGACUGAAAGCAGAAUUUCGCGAGGAGCAAGUAGCUUGGGGCCUUCGAUGCAUCUCGGCUGCCCUGGACUUCUUGACGGGAUCCCCGCGCCACAUGACGCACGGCAUGGUCUGCAGCCAGAAUAUUUUUGUGACCAAAGCAGGAGACUGGAAAUUAGGAGGGCUUGAUCUGCUCUGCGAGUGGCGCGAGGGCGGCAAGGACAUUUUUCACUUCCAGCUUCACGAGGCCUUGCUUCCUGCCCAAUACCGUGCACCCGAG
Messenger RNA from Nannochloropsis gaditana CCMP526, 258 nucleotides. RefSeq names its product n-terminal kinase-like protein. The transcript has a single exon. The annotation marks the transcript as partial. The record is from RefSeq and is a predicted model, not a curated record.